Messenger RNA from Helianthus annuus (common sunflower), 1477 nucleotides. RefSeq lists its product as uncharacterized. The record is from RefSeq and is a predicted model, not a curated record. The transcript is spliced from 2 exons. Gene Ontology annotation, biological process: post-transcriptional regulation of gene expression. NCBI's taxonomy places the organism in Eukaryota, Viridiplantae, Streptophyta, Magnoliopsida, Asterales, Asteraceae. Gene Ontology annotation, molecular function: mRNA binding. Gene Ontology annotation, cellular component: cytoplasm. Bases 89 to 1081 code for a protein of 330 amino acids.
CUCUCUUUGUUAUUCAUUAAAUCCCCUUUAAUAUCUUCCCCUACAAAAACCCUUGAUUCUUUUCGGAUUUCAGUUACAAGCAAUCCCAAUGGAGAACAAUAAUGAUCCAAGAUCGAUGAGAGAACAGUUUGACCGGAUGUUCAUCGGUCAAAACCCUACAAACCCAUUUGCGCCGUCAUCUUCCACCGUGAACGGCGGAACCCUCGGUCAAGAUCACCUCUACAGCCACCAACAGCCACUAGUGAACACCACUAAUGGGUUUCCGUUCAUGAACAAGGAACAAAGACGGCUGCCGGUGGCGAUGGGUAGUCACCACUUGGGAGCCAAUCCUGUCCGUUCGAUUCUUGAUUAUUCUGAUAGGUUUCCGGCGUUGUCGCCGGAGUUAUGUGAGUUUUAUCACCCUGAUCAGUUGCAUUGUGUUGGUAAUAUUCAUCCGGCGGCUGCUGGUUUUGAUAAUCAAUCAUCUUAUGGUUUUCUUGAAACCCUAAAUGACCGGAAUCUUGAAUUCAAUUUCAACCGGCUUAACUUAUCAUCCCCUAACCACCAUCCACAGCCUCUCUUGGCCUCUACUCCACCCAUACCCAGUUUCCUGAACAGCCCGGUUCCAACUCCGGUUAACCGGAACAACAUUCGAUGCCAAGAUGCUUGUUGCAAUCCACAUGGUGCCCGGAGAGAUAACCGUGUGUUGAGUUCUAGGAACUUCGGUAAUGUUCUUGAUGUUCCAAACCCUAUUAGCAGUCGGCUUCUUGAUCAGUCGAGGCAGCAACCAAAGCGAGCCAAGUUUCCGGCAUCGUUGAAAGAGUUAAGAGGGAAGAUUUGUAUGGUGGCUAAAGAUCAAGAAGGUUGUCAGUUUUUGCAGACUAAGUGUGAAGGAGGAAAGCCUGAAGAUAUUGAGAUGAUUUUUAAUGAGAUUAAGGAUCAUAUUUUUGAACUCAUGACUGAUGCAUCAAUGAAUUAUCUUGCUCAGAAGUUGUUUAAAGUGUGUAAUGAGAGGCAGAUGACACAUAUUGUUGUUUCUGUGAUAAGUGAUGAUAACAAUCUCACCAAUAUUUGCCUCAAUUCUCAUGGGUAUGGGUAUUAAUUUAGUUGUUUAUUUUGCAUAUCUUUAUGAGUUAGAAGGAGCACUAAUGGUUAUUGUUUCAGGACUAGAGCAAUGCAGAAACUGAUUGAGCUUCUCAAAAGCGCAGAAGAUCGCUCUUUGAUGGUAUCGGCACUUAGAAGGAUCACACUUACAUUGACAAAAAAUACAAAUGGUCACCAUGUUAUUCAACAUUGCUUGAAAUCCUUCAAUGUUGAUGAAGUCCAGCCAAUUCUCAAUGUGGUUGCCGACAACUGUCUAGACAUUGCUACCGAUAAGAGUGGAUGUUGCGUGUUACAACUGUGUGUCUUACACGCGGAUGAAGCAUCUAAAGAGCGCCUAAUGACUGAAAUCAUAGAGAAUGCACUUGAUUUAUCUGAACACCCAUAUGGGUUUGUU